This is a messenger RNA of Toxotes jaculatrix (banded archerfish), 984 nucleotides long. Its product is annotated as trace amine-associated receptor 13c-like. Gene Ontology annotation, cellular component: membrane. Gene Ontology annotation, molecular function: trace-amine receptor activity. Gene Ontology annotation, biological process: G protein-coupled receptor signaling pathway. The record is from RefSeq and is a predicted model, not a curated record. Lineage: Eukaryota; Metazoa; Chordata; Actinopteri; Toxotidae. The coding region runs from base 1 to 984 and encodes 327 amino acids. The transcript has 2 exons.
AUGGAGGUCGAGGGUGGAGCAGAGCUCUGCUUUCCAGAACUCCUCAACGCCUCCUGCAGGAAGCCGGCGCCUCCCGGGUCUGAAGCUGUGCUCCUGAACGUUCUGCUGUCCUCCGUCUCUGUGCUCACUGUAGCUCUCAACCUGCUCGUCAUCAUCUCAAUCUCCCACUUCAGGCAGCUCCACACACCCACUAACAUCCUCCUCCUCUCUCUGGCUGUCUCAGACUUUCUCGUGGGCCUCCUGCUGAUGCCGGGAGAAAUCCUCCGUGAAACAGCCUGUUGGUUUCUUGGUGAUCUGAUGUGUUCUCUGAAAAAGUAUGUGUCCUUCAUCAUUACCUCGGCCUCAGUGGGAGACAUGGUGCUCAUAUCCAUCGACCGUUAUUUGGCUAUUUGUGACCCUCUGCAUUACACCAGCAGAGUCACUGAGAGAAGAGUUAAACUCUGUGUGUGUUGGCUCUGCUCUGUUUUCUACAGCAGUGUCUUUGUAAAGGACGACCUGACUCAUCCAGACAGACAUCAUUUCUGUUAUGGUGAAUGUGUGAUUGUCACUGAUUAUAUUACAGGAACUGUUGACCUUGUUUUGACCUUUUUUGUUCCCAUUACAGUCAUUACAUUUCUGUACAUGAGUGUAUUCAUGGUGGCUGUGUCUCAGGCUCGUGCCAUGCGCUCUCACAUUACAGCCGUCACACUCCAGCAUUCAGAGACUCCAACAGCAAAGAAAUCGGAGCUGAAAGCAGCCAGGACGCUUGGUGUUCUUGUAGCUGUGUUUCUAAUGUGUUUCUGUCCAUUUUACUGUGUUUCUCUUGCAGGGGACGACUUACUCAAUAGCUCAUCUGCAUCCUUUGUGCUCUAUCUCUUCUAUUUUAACUCCUUUGUAAACCCAUUGAUCUACGCCUUGUUUUACCCCUGGUUCAGAAAAGGUAUUAAACUCAUUGUGACUCUUCAGAUCCUGCAGCCUGGUUCCCGUGAGGCCAACGUACUGUAG